This is a messenger RNA of Dromaius novaehollandiae (emu), 7004 nucleotides long. It is a transcript of the gene USP40, whose product is annotated as ubiquitin specific peptidase 40. Gene Ontology annotation, biological process: protein deubiquitination. Gene Ontology annotation, molecular function: cysteine-type deubiquitinase activity. Gene Ontology annotation, cellular component: cytosol; nucleus. Lineage: Eukaryota; Metazoa; Chordata; Aves; Casuariiformes; Dromaiidae. The record is from RefSeq and is a predicted model, not a curated record. The coding region runs from base 707 to 4459 and encodes 1250 amino acids. The transcript is spliced from 32 exons.
CCGGCGGGGGACAGUGUCUCGCCUCCGCCGGUCUCGCCAGGCCCUGCGCUGCGGCGGCGAGGGCCGAGGGCAGUGACUGUUGUCUUCUCUUCGAUACUGAUGAGACCGCAUCGUGGCACUGGGCCCAGUCGGGGGCUCAGCAGUGCAAGAGAGACCCGGGUGUACUGGAGAGAGCCCGGUGGAGGCCACUGAGAUGGUCGGGGCUGGAGCCCAUGCCGAGUGGGAAGAGACUGAGGGAACCGGCUUUGUUUGGCCUGCAGAAGGGAAAGUGAAAGGGAGACCCUACUGCUGUCUGCAGCUACCUGGUGGGAGGGUAUAGAUGGAGCCUGAUUCUUCUUGCCGAUGCACACGGAUAGGAUGGGAGGUGCCAGAUGCAAGUUGCAGCAUGGAAGUUCCCAUUAGAGAUAAGAAAUACAUUUUCACUUGGAGUGUGGUGAAACACUGGAAUAGAGGCUUAGAGGAAUUUGGGGAUCUCCUUUCCUGGAGCUGUUUCAGGUUUGGCUGGACAAGGCCUUAAGCAAUGUGAGCUAAGCUGACCCUGGUUUGAGAGGGUGUUGGAACCUCUAAAGGUCCUUUCUAACUUCUGUUAUUAUUAUUAUUGUUUUAGUGGAAGGCAGUUGCUAGCAGGAGUGCCUUGAGGAUCCCGAAGUGAGCUGUGAGGGAGGAUUUGGGACUAUCCUGCUCAAGUGCUUCUCAGGAGUGGUGGAUGGACUGUUUUGUCUUCACAAUGUUUGGGGACUUAUUUGAAGAAGAUUUUUCCUUUAUUUCAAACAAUCAAUCUGGAAAAGGGAAGAAGUCAAAGCACAGAGAUACUGAGCCUCCAGGUCCAAGGGAGUUCACCAGCCUAAGUGGUAUCAAAAAUCAGGGUGGGACCUGCUACCUCAAUUCCCUUUUACAGACUCUGCUUUUCACACCUGAAUUUAGAGAGGCACUGUUCUCUCUAGGACCUGAAGAACUUGGGACUCUGGAUGAUAUCAGUAAACCGGAUGCAAAGGUUCGAAUAAUUCCAUUACAGCUUCAACGGUUAUUUGCUCAGCUACUGCUUUUAGACCAGCAGGCAGCAUCUACAACAGACCUUACUGAGAGCUUUGGGUGGAAUAGCAAUGAGGAAAUGAGGCAGCAUGAUGUGCAGGAAUUAAAUCGGAUUCUGUUCAGUGCUUUGGAAACGUCCCUUGUUGGGACUUCAGGUCAUGACAUUAUUAAUCAGUUAUACCAUGGGAUUGUUGUCAAUCAGAUUGUUUGUAAAGAAUGCAAGAAUGUCAGUGAGAGACAGGAAGAUUUCUUAGACUUAACAGUGGCAGUAAAAGGUGUAGCUGGCUUGGAGGAGGCCCUGUGGAACAUGUAUGUGGAAGAAGAAUAUUUUGAAAAUGAUAACUUGUAUCGAUGUGGAGCCUGUGAUAAACUCGUUGAAGCCUCAAAGUCGGCUAAGCUACGUAAGUUGCCUCCCUUUCUCACCAUUUCUCUCCUGAGAUUUAACUUUGACUUUGAGAAGUGUGAACGCUACAAGGAAACUAGUUGCUAUACAUUCCCUAUCCAGAUAAAUCUGAGGCCUUUUUGUGAGCAGACUGAAUUGGAUGAUUCAGAGUAUAUGUAUGAGCUCUUCUCUGUUAUUAUACACAAAGGUGGCUGCUAUGGAGGACACUAUCAUGUUUAUAUCAGAGAUGUGGAUGAAUUAGGGAACUGGCAGUUACAAGAAGAAGAGGGUAAUAUGGUUGAAGAUAAAGUUUUAAGAGAUACAGAAAAUGCCAAAGAAGUAGAAAAUCCACUGGCAGUGUUGAAAGGGAUUUUAUCAGAGGAAGAAUCUAAACAAAUGCCCGUGGAUCAAUUAGGGCAGAAAUUAUUGGAGAAAAAAGGGAUGUCCUGGAACAAGAAAUACCGAAAACAAUACGGGGCGUUACGAAAGUAUUUGCAGAAUCAUCCCCAGAUAUUUCAGUUCAGUCCUGAUGAAAAUAAGGUUGGUCUUAAGGAGAAGUAUCAUAAGCUUCCAUUUAAGUCAGAUUCUCAAGGACAAGUUCUGCAAAGCCCUCCUCAGAAGAAUGAUGUCCAGUGGAAUUUAGAAAAAACAUCUGCAACGCUAAGGGACAGCUCUGCUGGUUGCCAUUGGUUUGAUCUGAAUGAUUCAAAAGUCCAGCCGAUUAAGGAGAAGGAUAUUGAGAAACAAUUUCAGGGUAAAGAGAGUGCCUACAUGCUGUUUUAUCGAAAAUCUCAAUUGAAAAGACCCCCAGAAGCUCGAGGAAAUCCAAGAUACCGAAUUCCUGAACACCUUUUGAAUGAAAUGAAUGCUGCUAAUGCUGAGCUGCAAAAAAAGAGGGUUGAAUGUGAUUCAGCAAACAAUGGCAUUGAUUUACAUCUCCAUUUGAGCUCAUGUUAUAAAUUCCACAAUGGGGCUUUGCACCCUUCACUUACUUGGAAAGAGAGUAUUGUGGAUCUGACUAUCGAUAGAAGAAAAACUCUAGGAGACCUUCGACAAUCAGUAUUCCAGAUGUUGGAAUCUUGGGAAGGAGACAUGAUUCUCAGUAUUGCUAAGCCUUUACCAGCAGGACUACAUAUUUACCACUCUCUUGAUGGAGAUGAACUGACACUGGAUGGCAUUGGGCUCGCUGAUGGAGCAGACAUCUUUGUGUGGAAUGGGAAAGAGGUUGGUGGUACAAAGGUGUUGACUGGCCUGGAUCAUGAACCUGUUAUUUUAAACGUUCUUCGUUUAGCAGAGUAUAAUGAAGGAGGGAAAGGUCAGCACUUCACAGAAUCCCAGCACAUCAUUCCCUGCAGCACAGAACUGGGUGCUCUGCGCAGAGCCUUAGCACCAUCAGGAGGAAUUGUCUUAAAGAACGGUUCAGGACUUGGUAAAGACGCCAAGAACUGGGAAGUUCUUCCUGAAGAAGAUAUGAAGGAGACAGUCAAAAGCGUUGGUCUGACAGAUGGAUGCUCAAUACUAAUUUUAGACAGCCACGACCAGAGCUUGGUGAAUGUAUCAAAUGGCAAUUUGACUGCUUUUACAUAUGACAUCAGCUGGCUCCAAGUUAAAAACUUCUGCAGAACAGAUGCUGAGGAGAAACAAGUUAAAAUUACUGCCACUAUCGAAACAGUGAUGGCAGAUAUCAAAAUGAAAGCAAUACAAGAACUUCAGCUAGAAGAAGAGCUAGCAAAUGACAGCUGUCUCAGACCUGUCAGUGGAAAUGGGAAACUUCUCUCUCCAGUGCCAGAGGAUUAUACUGUCAAGGAAGCAGAACUGAAAAUGGGAAGUUUGUUAGGGCUGUGCCAUGGAAAAUCUCCAACUUCCACUCAGCUCUUCUUGUAUUUUAUUGUUGGGAGUGACCAACACACAAGCCCUGAGAUGGAGAUAGUUGUGGAAGAGACUGCCUCUGUCAGAGAGUGUCUAAAUUUAAUGCUGGAAAAAUCUGGAUUAUCAGGUGACAACUGGCAUUUGAGAAGGCUUGACUGGUGCUACGAAGCAGGGGAAGCAUUAAGUCAGGAAAAUGCCACUUUGAAGGAGCUUAACGUUUGCAGAGGGGAUACUUUGGUUGUAACUGAAGGAAAGCUUCCACCAAAGGGGUUCCUGAAAAUACCCAUCUGGUGGUACAAGCCUUUAAAUCGUAUGGAACAUCAAGAGAAUGCACGAGACCAAGUGAAUGGCGUGACCUGCAAGAUGGAGGCUUUGCAGGUGUCCCCAGCAGGAGAAUGUGUCCAAACAGACAUGGAUCUGUGUUACGCUGGCAGUAUAGAAAUAUCAGGAGAAGCUUCUUUGGAAGAUUUGAAGAUUCAGGCCAUGACUUUGCCAUGUUGCCAGGAGCAGAUUGUUCCACUACCUGCGUUUCUCAGAGCCUGGACAGUGGAAAGUAAGCGCCCAGGCAAGCUUUUACGAAACAACAAGCAGCAACUCAAUGAAUAUAAGCUGGGCGCCAGAGUGGAAAUCUGCAUAGAACCUCUGCAAAAAGAAGAGAAUUUGGGCCCCCAUGAACUGUUGCUUCGAGUACAGAUGGGCAUACCAGGGCAGAGGGACUACUACCACUCCACAGAUUUAGUCUGGGAUAUCUCCAAAGAAUGCACAGCCUGGGCACUGAGGCAAAGAGUUGCUUCUCACUGUUGUCUCCCUGUAGAUAAAAUUGAAAUAGCCAAAUACUUCCCUGAAAAAUUUGAGUGGCUGCUGAUAUCUAGCUGGACUCAACAAAUUUCAAAGAAGAAACGGAAGAAAAAACAGGAGAGUUUACAGUCAGCACCUUAUCACCUGAGAGAUGGAGACAUCAUAGGAGUGAAGAAUCUUCUCCUUGAUGACACAAAGGACUUCAGCACAGUGAGAGAUGAUAUUGGAAAGGAGAAGCAGAGGCAGCUUGCAUUAGAAAAAAAGAAAAGCCGACAAGCUGAACGUUUACAGAACCACAUUUUUUCUGAGGAAAAAGUGAAUAUUAAGCACCGUAAACCAGAAGUGGCUCUUUCAAUCAAUGUUGGAGUUUUCAGAUAGCACCGGGCAGAUGAUUUCUUGACCAGACCGUACUGCCGAUAAACUAAAUUGGAAUGGAGUACCUCAACUGGACCAGUGAGAGGGAUGGUCUUCCCUGAAGUGUCUUCAAGAAUCACCGAGGCAGACUGGAUAUAGGAUUCAGGAUGACUCUGGUUUUCUUUUAAUCUCUCUUGGUGAAGUGCUUUAGCAUCCCUCUAUCCACGUGGUACUUACUCUCAGGCUAGGUAAAUGCACUUUAUCCAUGAGAAAACUGAUUAAUAUAUUGUGUAACCUUUCAGUGACUGUUUUGUAAUCACUCUAAGUGUUUUUUUUAAUCAGAAAAACUGGCAUCUUGCACCAUCACUACAGAGUUUGCUAGGGUUUUUUAAUGCAGUCAUAAACCCCUUUUUUAAGAAAUUACUGUUCCAUCUCUCAUCACUGAAAUCACUAGUGAUACCAGAAUUUGAUUUUCUGUCUGAUAUAUAAAUCUAAGUCAGUAGUAACUUGAAUCAGAUUUCAGACGUGAAAGAAAUGUGGAAAUCUCUGGACAAAGUAUGCUAAAUUUACUCCAGAAAGGAGCAAGUUCAAAAUCUGUCAAGCUCUAAAACCUGAAGACCUAUAAUUUUCUGAUAUGGAACAACAGUGUAGUAGCUUUGGAUUUCAAAGUUGCCAGUGCUUUUUCGUUGUCCUCAAGCUUUAUUAACGAACAAAAAGGGCAGAAAAAUUUGGCAGAUCUGAUGGUUAGUCUUAGGUGGGUUUUAUUUUACUCAGGAAAAAGGCUUGUAUUUAUUUUCAGUACUCUUAUUCAGAGGCUUUUCCUUCACUUUGCAUUUGUUCGGCUGUUUUAGUAUCCUUUGAUACAUUUGAGAAAGAGCAAGAAAAUGCUUAUCUUGAUGUUGAUUUACAGCCUCCAUAAUAGAAGGGAUGUGUGUCGUUGAAUGUCAGCUGAACUGAGUAUCAAAGAUUCUUGUGUAUUGAGUAAAACGUUUACCGAAUGGCUGUAAGAUUGGAUCUCAAGACUGAGAACACAUGUAAGUAUCUGAUGAAAGACCAUAUUUUGUUACUUAGGCUAGGAAUCAGGCUUUACUAAAAUUUGAUGUUUCUAUCACCUUUAUUUAAACAUUUCAAAUAUUUACAACACUUAAACGGUAUUCCCCCACCGUACAUGAUUAGCCAUAAGUUAAUUUCCCAUCAGGUUCAUAAUUUUCUUUGAGUACAAAUAGUACUGACAAGUCAACCAAAACUCUUAAUGGAGUUAUUUGCUUAUAAUCAGACUUUAAAUGUAUUUUCAAUGAUAAGGUGAAAAAGGAAAGGUAGAAGAUAACACACAAGCUGUUCUGUGAGGCAGUAAAGUGCUGAUGGCAUGUAAUGUGUUUGCCUGCUGGAAACCUGCAGAAAUUGAUUCCCGGGUCAAAUGAAGUCUGUUAUCAAAUACACAACAAAGCUGUGUUGAACUGCACUGGCUGGCAAACCUAUUUUGAAAUGAGUAAGGCAGUGUUCAAAUAAGACUUUUGAAACAUAGGUUGAAGUACCUUUAAUAACGAGUGAACAAAAUACGUGCAACUCUUGAGGCCUAUAGUAAAUGGUUUCAUGUAUGUGUAGAAGUUUUUGUUGUAGAAAGUGCCAAUACAGCAGACUACAAAAAUUUUGGCUGAUGUGGGAAGAUCCUCUGAUUUAACUUUUACAGUUUAAAAACAUUCUGCUAUUUUGGACAGAUUCAAAACAAAUCUCAGCUAUGAGCAAAAAAAAAAAAAGAAAAAGUCAAAGCAUCUUCUCAUCUUUGAAGCCUGUGAACAGUAAUUAUUUUACAUACUUUUUAAAUUCAGCAAGUUGCUUCUGUGCUUUCCUAGACUGAUACAGCCAAAAAGGGGAUAUUAUCAUUUCCUAGCUCUUUAGGUCUUAGAUUUUACUUGAAUAAUGCAAUCCUAGUUUUAUGGAUGGAUUUUUUUUUGAUUGAGGUGAGGGCAGCCAUUUUCUUUCCCUACCUGACUUACUUUGCAUAGCCUUCUUCCAUUUUAAUAGGAGUUCUUGUGAGCCACAGGCUUACAGAAAUUAUCGCACAUGCAGAUUACCAAGGUAAAUAAGGAAUCUUUGCAUUUGCAAAUUAUUCCAUUGCAUUGCACCUACUUUGCUGUCACUUUAACUCCUCAAAUCCUGUUCUAGACAGCUGUACUGAGCUUGACUUUUUUUUUUCCCCACCUAUGUUUUAAUAACUCUGCUUUGUUCCUGCAAACAUGAAGUUAGGAGAAAUUUAAAUACAGAUUACAAGUACUAAAGUGGGGAUUUUAGUAUGUGCCUUUGAAGUGUGAUGUAGCAGUGCCUGCACCGAACCAAUAUUGAAUUAUUUCUAAUGUUGGCUCAAAAUGCAUAUUUUUUUCUUAGAAUUAUUGUGGACCAUUCCACAAUGAAAGAGUUUGUUAAAAAUGGGGGGAGAGGGAAUACCUUUUUAAGAUGAAGUCUUUCUGAUUCCACAGUUUAUCAUGGUUAUAUUCCGAGGCCUAGAAAAGCUUUCAUCUUUAUUUUUCAAGUGUACUUCAAAAAAUAAAGAGUCAUUUAUAUAUGUCUA